CAGCAUUUCACCUCUGCACAGAUCAGCAGCAGCAGCGGAGGCAUGCAGGGCUGGAGAGCAAAAGCAAGCAAUACCCCUGCAACGAGCAAUACCCCGGCUCUGUAAACGCGAAGGACAGUUGGAUACUGAGCACACGAGGAAUCCGGGAAUCAUUUAUCCCUUUUUUUCGGAUAUCUUUUUAUUUUAUUAUUAAUUUCUCAGAGGAAAGCUUUUGUGUUGCCAGGGAGGAGAAAGUCCGGGCAGCCAUGAGAGCUCAUCAUCUGUCUGUCAGAUUCCUUUUCCAACUCCUCUGAACAUAUCCGUCUCUCAGCAAACCGAAGAUGUCAGCCUGCGGCGACUUUGCAGAACACGUGUGGAAACCUGGCUCUUGUAAGAACUGCUUCCACCCGCUCAGUGCACAUAAGACUGGCCACGCCUCAGAUGACAACGUCUCGUCUGGGUGUUUGAAGAUCAGCCUGGGAGGUGAUGAGGAGGGGGGAGUAACUGCACCUUCACCCUACAGCAAGCCAACCAUUGCUGUAAAACCCACCAUGAUGAGCUUUGACACAAGUGAGACAAAAGAUGUGAACAUGAACAUAGAACAGGACAACCAAAAGAGUCCAACUGAACGAAUGGGUCUGAAGAAACUCCUAAACAUGCCAUUGCUCUAUAUUGAUGAUAAUAAUGGUUGCAUCAAGGCCCAUAAAGAGGUUCUUCAAAGCCCUGAUGCCAAGAUUAACUACAACAGCUGCCUCUCCUUGUCCCCCAGCAUUGUGCCCAAAGACUCUUUCUUAAUCAGUAAUGUUUUUGUCAGCCAGGAGGAGGGAAGGGGUUCAAAGAGUUUCAAGAAAAAUGCCAAUGGGGACUCAUGCUGGCAGCAGAAUAAUACGGCUGCUAUUGCACCAAAAAGCACUUACAAUGGAAGAGGAAAUUUGAUUGAGUCCCAUGAAUCAACAGUGGAGAUUCCUUUAUCGAUGGAUCCUGUUCCUUCUGAACAUACAGUUCCUUGCAACCAUGUAUGCAGUAGUAGCAUUAUCACGAAAACAUCCAGUACUUCCACUGCCUACACCACAGCAUCAAGUAUGGAUACUACAAACCAAACUAGUCAAACUUCCCUCAGUCCUAUUCCUGCCCUGUCUAAAGACAACAGCUUUUCGGAUUCACCUUCUUCCUGUCACAGCAGUACGGAUUCCCUCCCUGGACCUAAUGGAUCAGUAGAAAAACAAAAUGAGUUAGUGAGUCCAUCAAGCACGGUUAGUCCAGAAUCAACUCCAAACUCUCCCAGUGUUCAAAAAGACUCUGAGCCAAUAUAUGCUGAAAGCACCAAGAGAAAAUCUAGACCACCAGGAAAUGGACCACCGUCAAGCCCAGAGUCCCAAAACCAGAUUAAGCAAUCCAAGGUUUCCGAGUCUGAGGGCUCUGGAGAGAGUAAGCGAGCCACCAUCACUGUAAUGGCUGCUCACACAGAGGAGAACAACAGAACUUUCUUUCUGAGCAGCCCAGAUUCAGGAGUUGGCACCCAGUGCCACUUCAGCCCAACAUCACGCAAAGACCCCAGCAGCCCAGCUUUCCGUUGGCCCAGUCCAAGCCACAGUGCAGCUUCUCAAGGAAGAGAAGCUUCAUUGUCCCCAAACCUGCAUCCAAAGCCCCAAUCUAGUCCCCCCAUUCCUCCAAAGAGAAGCUCUCGCUCCCCAAAAUUAGGAACCUCUAGUCUGUCACCAUCUAUGUCUUCUCCAGUCCUCCUUCCUGAAUUUCCCAAACUUGGCACAUCUAGUCUUACAACAUCCAUGUCCUCUCCUAUCCCUCUACCAGAACUCCCCAUGCUUUUCCUUGUCUCUGCAAGAGAGGGACACUUCAAGGGCCCUACGGACAACCAGAGUGCAACAUCUGAACGCUUGCAUAAGUCCAGCCACCACAGUUCUGGUUGGAAUUGUCGCAUUGAGGAAGAAGAAGAGGUGGAAGAGAGGAAAGGGGUGGAGAAGAAAAAGUUAUUCGCCGCCAAUUCAGGAACAACCUCCCAGGAGUCGGGGCUCAUCAAUGGUGCUGCUGUCUGGAAAGAGGCCAGUGACUGUAAGACCCACAGCAGCCCCCCUCCGAUGACAGAGCCAGGCACGGCCCCCCCUGCUACCACCAACAAUGAUGCCUGUCAGGGGGAAACCGAGGGCACCAGCGCAGAGACAGAGGGCAAGCAUAGCGACAGCAUGCCGACCAAGCAACCGUUGCAUGGAGGCUCAUCAGAGUUACUGGCAGGAGGAAAGGGAGCUCCCAACCAUGACCCCAACCCACCACCUCCCCCACCUAAAAAACUGCACAGGGUGAGUGGUAAGAUGAGUGGCAGUACCAUGGAGCUGAAUAGCAGCAGCCAGCGUGGGCCCAGCGAGAGCUCUGUCUCUUCUGUGCGGAGCCUGGGCAACAUUAGUCUGCCAGCUGCAUCCACUGACAACCUGACAGCUGAUACUGGGUCUCGGGAUUCUGCACGGAUGUCUUGUUCUUCACCGUUUCCCAGAACCUCUGUGGCAUCAGCUCCUGGUUCACCUCACUCUUCGUCUUUCAGCAGCUUGAAUCACCAGCCACCUCCUCUUCCGGAGAAGAAAAUGGUCAACCGCACCGUGUCUGCUCCAGAUAGCGCCAAUGGCAAACCCUUUGUCAGGGCUUACCCACGCCUCCCGUUUGCCGGCUCUGAGAGCAACGUAUGCCGCUCUGCUGAUGCCAGCUCCCGCACCAGCCUGCCAUCAAGCCCAGUUGACGCCCGGCCCGUUUUCUCUUCAAACGAGUCCUUGGACCGCUGUCACCUCCCUCUGGCACGGCCCUCAAAGUCCAGAACCCUGGAUGAGCAGCAAAAGGCUCAGGGACGCUUAGGAGUGCACUGCCGGACCAGCAUCACCUGCUUGUCCUCGCCCCAGCUUAGCGCCCCCUUCUCGGCCGCAGAGGCAGGCUCAGCACCGAACCUCGGUUCCAGCUUGCAGCUCCAGAAUCUCCUGAGUAAUAUCGACAGCAGGGAGGGGGUGUACUCUAAACUGGGUGGCCUGUAUGCAGAGUCGCUGCGACGCUUGGCCCUUAAAUGUGAGGAUCACUUUACUCGCUCCCAGAAGAAUCCACUCAGGUUUGACGAGAGCAACUGGUCAUUGUUCAGACUUACUUCUAACAAGCCGAGCUGCAAUGCAGGAGAUGCUGUUUACUACUCUGCUGCCUGUGCCUUGGACCCCAGAAACUCCUACGCUGUAAAGAUCUGUAAGAGUUCAUCCAUUGAGAGCAAACAGGGUCAUCUCUACGGUCUGACUGUGCAGCAGAUCAUCCCUACUCAUUUUAACAUUCAGCAGGAUUGUGGUCACUUCUUGGCAUGUGUUCCUCAGAGCAUGCUUCCCUCGGAUGAGGUGUCUCUGCGAGCUGCGCCGACUCCUGUAUCACCACAGUGUGCAGCAUCUGCUCAGGCUCAGCAGGCGGAGCAAGAGAGAGUGGUGGUCAUCACUCCUGAGAUCCCCCAUCAGACUGCUGCUGACUUUGUACGGGAGUGGGAGAUGUUUCAUAAAACUCAGCCUGAAGUCUACGAGCGCCGUGUUUGCUUCCUGCUCUUGCAACUAUGCAAUGGCCUGGAGCACCUGAAGGAGCAUGGGGUCACACACCGUGAUCUUUGUUUAGAAAACCUGCUUUUAGUCCCUCGCCAGAACAGGGCCUCCCUCCUUGGUCAGAGCGGUGCUGACAGCGGUUCCUCCAAUGCGGCACCUGCAGGAGAUGUUCAACGCCACCUUCCGCGUCUCCUCAUCAGCAACUUCGCAAAAGCCAAACGUCGAUCAUCAGAGGAUGCGGCUUCAACGAAUGGGGACCCUCGCAUUAAGCGUGACCACGCCAGAUUGGCCCCCGAGAUCGUCUCUGCCGCUCAGUAUCGUAAAUUUGAUGAGUUUCAGGCUGGAAUUUUGAUCUACGAGCUCCUUCACCAGCCCAACCCGUUUGAGGUGAGUCCAGCGCUGAGAGAACAGGACUACCGCUGUGAGGACUUGCCUCCUGUGCCCCCUGUCUCCAUUUACUCCUCAGGCCUUCAGAGGCUAGCACAGCUCCUCUUACAACCAGACCCCAUCAAACGCAUCCACAUCCAGGAGGCUAAACGGAUACUUCAGAGCCUGCUCUGGGGCCCCAGGAGAGACCUGAUGGAACAGCAGUGGGAGCGGCACAGGCGAGGCGGGAUGUUCGUUGAUGGGUCACGAAACGAGGGCCUCCUCAACUGGCUGGACGUUAAAAGGGCCCUGCUGAUGAUGAAGUUCGCCGAGCGCUCGCUGGAGCCAGAGAGAAACGCAGAGCUGGAGGACUGGCUGUGCUGUCAGUACUUUUCCACGGCUCACCCUCUGUCUCUCUGCCAUACGGCUGAACUGCUCUACUCCCUGAAGUGACAGCUCACAUGUGUGACCGGAGCUGAAAUCAUGUGUGAACUUGUAAACGUGUGAAUGAGAACAUUAAUGUCCAGACACUACGGACAGAACUGUGAACCUGCUAAUGUUACUGCUGCGUGCAUGGAAGCCAUAAAUCACCAACAUCCACCAACGAUGGUCUCAUUAGGGUCUGAAAAAAAUGACCCUGAGGAAGUAAGAGAUGCACCAAUUUCCAAGUUGGUUUUAUUUUUAUGGCUUUCUUCUGCUAAAAGUGAACAGCAAUAAAAAAUGGAUCCCAUCUUGAGAGGUUAAUUCUUUAUAUUGAGGAGAAGAAAAAAGUGUGUGUGGGUUAUAAAAAAAAAAAGACAAGAUGGUAAAUUUUUAUGGCUAGUGUAACAGACAGCAGUUUCCAUGGUUACUUGUUUAAAGUGAAGAUCCUGGACUGAAUUUUGAGAUGUCAAACAGUCUGCUAACAUUUACAGACUGUUUCCUACAGCAGACAGAUGGAUAAAACAACUUUUUGGUACCUGAAUUAGCCUUCCUGUUAUUAGCUCUCUAAUCUAAGACUUACUCCCAAUGUAACUUCUUCCAACCUGAAGAGUGUUAAUAUCACUUUGCAUUUAACCCAUCCCCUUGGGGAGCAGUAGGCUGCCAUCGUGGGGCGGCCGGGGAGCAAUCAGGGGUUAGAGCCAGAGUGGCAGUCUGUGGGAGCUCUAUAGCCUAACCAGUGGGGCCGUCAAUCCCCAGUGUUGACAUCAACAUUGUAGCUCUUGGUCUGGUUCAGGUCUGGGCCGAUCAAGCUGUUAAUCGUCAGUCAUCAGCCAAUGUCUCUGUGCAUCUCUAUUAGAAAGAGUGGUUAUAAUAACAAAAUGCGGUUACCAAAGCUUCUUAUUUGAUACUCUUUGUAUUUAUUUAAUAGAUGUGGAGACAGUUUAUGCACUGUGAAAGCGUGACUUAUAACUCGACUUUGUUGUCCGCUCAUAACUUUUCUACAUUUACAUCUAAUUUCUUCUCAAAAUAGGACUUGACAAUUCUCAGUUGGACCUCUGGCACCUUCUCUUCCAUGUUCUAAGUCGUAAGCACUUAGUGCUAGACUGUGAAAACAACCUACUGCAGAGAAAGUCCUUUCUGGUGUGAUUAACUUGCCACAAUGAUCAACAAACCCCUGCCAAUAUACUGAUUGUCAACUUUUCCCAGGCUCUGAUGACUUUCGUCACCUUUGAACAUUCUUACAUUUGUUCCAGUGCCUUUCAUUCUUUGCAUGUUACAGUGAUUUGAAACAAAAUGUAAAUAUCUUUCUGAUAAUUUCUGCCUUGUGAAACUGGCCUUUCACAGAAUGUUCCGGUAACAACUUUGUACAGAUAUUUGUAAAUGAUUUUCAAAAGCAAAUGUGAGCCCAAGCAGGUCUUAGAAAGCCAUGAAUAUGAGCUGCAGUUAUUAUUUAUAAUGAAUUUUGUUUUCUUAUUGAAGUCACUGGAAAUUUGUCUUUGUUCACUGUCUUUUAUAUAUGCAUAUUUUUUCUUCUGUGAUUUAAGUUUUCCUUUUUUUACCCCAACACAAAUGCAAAAUAAACUGUGUGGUAUAUGUACUGCAUGCAGGUUUAUGACCAUGACAAAUUCAGAUUUAUUUCUUUUUCUGAGAAAACAUCCUUUGAACUAAUCCAUAAGGGAUUUGGGAUUUUGAGUGCAAAAUUUAUUUGAUUUUUGCUUCUCUCCUACUUGUGUCGCUCAAUAAACUGUGCAUAUAUUUUCUCACA
Cyprinodon tularosa is the source of this 6099-nucleotide messenger RNA. RefSeq names its product inactive tyrosine-protein kinase PRAG1-like. The record is from RefSeq and is a predicted model, not a curated record. Gene Ontology annotation, biological process: protein phosphorylation. The transcript is spliced from 6 exons. NCBI's taxonomy places the organism in Eukaryota, Metazoa, Chordata, Actinopteri, Cyprinodontiformes, Cyprinodontidae. The coding region runs from base 321 to 4364 and encodes 1347 amino acids. Gene Ontology annotation, molecular function: protein kinase activity; ATP binding.